AUGGAACUUACAACAAUUUUGAAACAAUUACGCGACAUAGAACGUGAACCACCACCAAAUAUCAGCGCGGGACCGGUUGAUGCGAAUGAUCUGUUCAAGUGGCGAGGCAAAAUUUUCGGCCCUAGUGACUCACCAUAUGAAUCCGGUGUAUUUGAUCUUACAAUUAAUUUUCCAGCGAAUUAUCCAUUCAAUCCACCAAACAUCAGGUUCAUUACUAAAAUCUACCAUCCAAAUAUCAAUUAUGAGGGCACGAUAGGUCUCGACAUACUCCGUAGUAACUGGUCACCGGCACUUAAGAUAUCUCACGUUUUAUUAUCGAUUUGUUCAUUACUAUGCGAUCCAAAUCCGGAUGAUGCGCUCAUGCCCGAUAUCGCCUAUCAAUACAAACAAGAUCGAGAAGCAUACAAUGCGACUGCCCGCGAAUGGACGCAAACAUAUGCUAUGUGA
Messenger RNA from Adineta ricciae, 447 nucleotides. NCBI's taxonomy places the organism in Eukaryota, Metazoa, Rotifera, Eurotatoria, Adinetida, Adinetidae. The record is from the annotation of a GenBank genome assembly.